Molecule: messenger RNA, 396 nt
Organism: Suillus subaureus
Lineage: Eukaryota; Fungi; Basidiomycota; Agaricomycetes; Boletales; Suillaceae
Exons: 4
Source: RefSeq, a predicted model, not a curated record
GCAUACGAGCCUCACGUGAUCUUCAAAAAGGAAGGGUCACCAUGGUGCCAACUAAAUCCGAGUCAGGAAUCUGUUUUAGGAAACAAGGCUGAUUGUCUCUACGAGAUGUACCUCUCCAGCAUGUUGUUUUAUAUCCUUGCAGAUCACUUCCUCGUGCACCAGAGUCACCCAUAUGAGGAGGAAGCGCGAAAACUCGAGCGCAAGAGUAACCGUAAGAUAUACCAGGACUUCAAGGAGGAAGUUUGCCUUCGUUCGUACUUGAAGCGCCACUACGAUUCUGGAACUAGCCAUGGAUACAAUAUUCAAGAGGGAUGCAAGAAAAUUAGAGGUGUGUCGAGAAAAUUGCUUCUCUGGCGGGUUUCAUGGUGUUUGCGUACCUUCAAUGCACGAGUCUGA